AUGAAACCACUCGACGUUGAAUUUGUUACUGGCCUCUCUGGCUACUUUGUGAAAGAUCUCGAGGCUGUUCGCCAGAGCCCAACCUACGAUCCCCUAGUCAACAAUAUCACCCCUCGUACGCCCGGAUUUCAGCAAGUCGUUCAGGCCGGCCAAGUGAUUUCCAUCCUGCUGCAUUUGCCCAAUGGCCAAUGGGCUGUGGGCGACUGUGUCGAUGUCAUCUUCUCUGGUGCCGCGUCUCGCGAUCCACUUUUCAACGCCAACGAGCAUCUUCCACUACUUGAAUCUGUGGUCAAGCCAUGGCUGCUGAACUGCGACAUUACCCAUUUCCGACCCAAUGCUAUCCGUGUCGACUCGCCGUGGCCAGAACUACAGGGUCUUCGGUUGCAUUCUGCCAUUCGUUAUGGCCUGUCGCAGGCGCUCCUGUCUGCCACGGCACUGGCUCAUCUCUGCCCCGCGGCCGGGAUCAUCGCCCGUGAAUGGGGCACAAGUAUCGUCGACCGGCCUGUGGAUAUCUUGGCUUCUUGUCACCGCGACGACUUCCUGCAAUUGGACCGUAUGAUCAUGAAGCAGGUUGCCAUGUUACCCCACGCAUCCUUUAUCCACGUUCAUGAUCUUGGACCUCGAGGCUCGGCCAUGUUGGAAUUUGUGGAAAAGGUAUCCCGACGUGUACAGGAACGAGGGGCGCCAGGAUACCGUCCGCGCUUGCACUUCGAUGUCUACGGCACCAUGGGUGACUUGUUCCUAGACGAUACCGAAUUGGUAUCAUUUCUGGGCGAGCUCCAGCGAGUCGCUCAGCCAUACGAUCUUCUCAUCGAGUCCCCAGUCAUCGCCGCCACUAAGGCCGCACAAAUCCAGCAACUAAAAAAUCUCAGGCUACGAUUGCGGGAACAGUCCAUUCCGGUGCAGCUCGUGGCGGACGAAUGGUGCAAUACGCUCGACGACAUUCGGGAGUUUGCGGAUGCCGGGGCUGUGGACUUUGUGCAAAUUAAGAUGCCCGACCUGGGUUCUAUCCACAACAGUAUCGAUGCCGUACUCUACUGCCGGGAGAGAAAGGUCGGGUGCUGCUUGGGAGGUUCAGCUAAUGAAACGGACGUGUCCGCACGCAUCACGGCGCAUGUGGCAUUGGCAACACAGCCUGACUUUCUUCUGUCGAAGCCGGGAAUCGGAGCGGAUGAGGGGGUGAUGAUUCUCACUAAUGAGAUGCUCCGCACCUCAGCUGUGACCCGGAAGUCUCGAUUGAACAAGAUUUAG
Aspergillus ruber CBS 135680 is the source of this 1251-nucleotide messenger RNA. Its product is annotated as putative methylaspartate ammonia-lyase. The record is from RefSeq and is a predicted model, not a curated record. The transcript has a single exon. Lineage: Eukaryota; Fungi; Ascomycota; Eurotiomycetes; Eurotiales; Aspergillaceae. Gene Ontology annotation, molecular function: methylaspartate ammonia-lyase activity. Bases 1 to 1251 code for a protein of 416 amino acids.